UCUUCCCAAAAAUGUGUGAUAGUGUAUUGAUAAUUCAAGACAAUAAAGGAGAGGAGUGCAUUCAAGAACCCAUAUAUGAUCAAUAAGUGGAAGAAGAAGUAGAUGCUCGUAUAGAUGAAGAGGAGGAUUUAUCAUUAGUAACAAACGUCUUGCAAGUUCCAAAGAAAGAAAUGGAGGAUGAAGAGUGGCUUAGAAGAAGUAGUUACGAGGAUAUGGUGUCACUAGAAGUCUUGAACAAUCUUGAAUCAAAGAAUCAAGAACAGCCCCAACCACAAAAACUAUCUUGCUUCAAGAAAGGAGGUGAAGUUAGAGAUUCAAGAAAGUGUUUAGUGUUCUUAAUUAAUGACUUUCAAGAUUAUGUUCUUUGUGAUGUGACAACCAUGGAUGUUUGCCAUCUCUUACUUGGGUGUGAAAGAUCAUGUCCAUAUCAAACCAUUCCAGGUGGAAGGAGCAACACAUUCAGCUUAUACAAGAAACAAGAUUGUUGCACAUUGCAACCAAAGAAGGGGAAAGCUAGCCCCAAACCAUUAAUCAAAAUGAAAAAGGAUGGAUGCAAGAGCGUCUACGUGGCUGCUUUCACCUGCAGCCUGUACACAAAGCAGCAACAGCCCUUAAUCUCUAGCAUGAUGCAGCAGCUUGAUACAAUAACUAACAAGAAUGCAGAUCAGUGGAACUACCAGAUCAUGCGCACAUUUCCUAAAACUUCAAUAUGCAUCACUUGCUGCCCUAUCAUGCACCAAAUCAACUUACAACUAGCCACACUUGAGGACAAGUGUGUUCCAAAGAGGGAUAGUCCAGAUGCAAUUCAUUUUUUUUUUUUUUAUAGGUAAUCAGA
Messenger RNA from Quercus lobata, 835 nucleotides. RefSeq lists its product as uncharacterized. NCBI's taxonomy places the organism in Eukaryota, Viridiplantae, Streptophyta, Magnoliopsida, Fagales, Fagaceae. The transcript has a single exon. The record is from RefSeq and is a predicted model, not a curated record. Bases 171 to 830 code for a protein of 219 amino acids.